Messenger RNA from Aspergillus novofumigatus IBT 16806, 2175 nucleotides. RefSeq lists its product as uncharacterized. The transcript is spliced from 4 exons. Gene Ontology annotation, cellular component: nucleus. NCBI's taxonomy places the organism in Eukaryota, Fungi, Ascomycota, Eurotiomycetes, Eurotiales, Aspergillaceae. The record is from RefSeq and is a predicted model, not a curated record. Gene Ontology annotation, biological process: positive regulation of transcription by RNA polymerase II. Bases 1 to 2175 code for a protein of 724 amino acids. Gene Ontology annotation, molecular function: DNA-binding transcription factor activity; transcription cis-regulatory region binding.
AUGAACAAGAGUUUCGAGGACUCGUCGAAUGGCCGCGGUAGUCUGAAAGGGUUUUAUUCCUACAAGAAUACUUUCGAUGAGGACAGUGUCUGGCUGGAUAUACCUAAGGAUGUGGUCUUUGUCGACAAUUCUGAUCCGUGUGCGGAGGAGCUGGAGACUGUUCUUGGGGAAUCUGAAGCCGCUAUUCUAGCUUCGAAGGCUCAACAAAAAGGUUUACAGACGCCUUCCUCUGCCGACGGGGAGAUUCGAGGCUUGGAACAAUCGUCCACAGCGGGAUCUACUAAUCGGUACUCUUUUUCUCCCCUCGCUACCGACAACGGAUCUCAUUCUCUGGCACCGGAUCACAAUACGCAUUCCAAUAUGCUAGACCUUACCGCCCCUUCAAUACCGUCUAGACCUUCAACCAAUGUACCGCAUACUGCGUUGGCCCCUCAACCAUCGCCUCCGAUUUCUAUCUCUUCUUUCUCCAAUCCCAACAGCAACAACACGAACAAUGACAUCAAAUUCAUUUUGAAUCCUUCCCAAACUCUAUCACCGCCCAUUGAUCCUAGUACCCAGCAUACCUCGGAGCCGACAAUAUCUUCAAUUCCCUCCAGGUCAGUGUUGCCACGAAAUGCCGGGAAUGCCGAACAGAAGUCAGAGCAGCCAGUGGAGACCGAGUAUGAAGUUGUCUUUCUCCUGAGACACUUUUCAGAAGCUCCGGGGCUGUGGAUGGAUCUCUUCGAUUUAGGGACCUACUUUGCGUCACUCGUUCCGGUCAAGGCUCUCACGAAUCCUCUUCUCAAGUAUGCCGCGUGUGCAUACGCUGCGAAACAGCUUGGUCGCGUGAAUGGCGUAAAAUCUCCUUUUGGUGGCGUCAGCGGGAAGCAGGCUUUCACGGAGACGUGGCCUGAUGGGAGACGCAUAGAUUGGACCUGGUGUGGCGCUAAGUACUAUGAAAAAGCCAUCCAACUCCUGGUGAAUGAGCUGCAACCUGACGAAGGUCCGCCACCUUUGAGCACUCCGGAGGCGUUCGGUCAGUGGCAGGCCGCUGAACUGUGCCAGAACCGCGACAAUUCUCGAAAACGUAGAAGACAUAAUCGAUCAUCUGGUGGUGUCCAUUCCGACGAAGUUCUUGCCGCGACAGCGAUAUUAUCCAUCUAUGAAUUCCUUGAUGCGACUGGUACCGCGUGGAAUCGGCACCUGAGUGGUGUGAAAUCCCUGCUGGAUGUCGCUGAAGUUGGUAUGUUGCCACUCGAGCAACACCCUUCUCCAGGGGAUGGAUCGCUUCAGCCGCCUAGGAAGUUCGGGCUUUCGAGAGCCAGGAGGGCAACAUUCUGGAACUUUGCCAGGCAAGACUACCUGGCUGCAUUCAUCAACGAGACGCAAACCAGGCUGAAUACCGACGACGUGGUAUUGUGGACUGAAGCUGGUCUUCAGCUCGAUAGCAUGGGAUUUGUGCGUACCACCAAUUUGAACGCGGCCGGCUAUCCCGACGAGGGCGACGAAAUGAAAGAGGAUCUCAUUUCCAAUGCCCUCGUGUGGAUAGCUUCCAAGAUUGUCAAUUUCAUUGGCGCCGGAGAUACCCCUCAUUUGACGCACACUGGUGCUGUUACAGCAGGCCAAAUGAGCCUCUCUCAACAAGCUCUCCUUGAGCGUUGGCAUCGCCUCGAAGCCGAGCUUGAGACAUGGUACAAGAGGCUUCCGGCUAGCUUUCGACCGUGCGCUCGUAUCGACUUAUCCAACGUUCCGCACCCAAGAACGGCCGAGGAUGAGGAUGCUGCCUCGUUUUCUGAAAUAUGGUUCAGCAUUCCGAUGUGCUCGUCGGCUAUACAGCAUUAUCACAUGGCUCGCAUUCUUCUACUUAUCAACAAGCCUCAUGAUUCAAUCAAUAGGAGAAGUGCCAUAACGAACCGGCUCAACUCAUACCGAUCUAUUGAGAAUGAGAUUCGCUUCCAUAGCCGCGAAAUUGUCGGCAUCUCAUUGGCUCGUCCGCAUGGCUCCGUUCGUAUUAACUCUCUCCAGCCUUUGUUUGUGAGUGGUCAGUGUCUCACUGAGCCUCGUGAACGCCGGGUAGUUUUGCGCUUGCUUCGGGGUAUAGAAGCUGAUCUCGGUUGGGCAACCGAGUAUCGCGUGAAGCAGUUGCUUAGGGAGUGGGGGUGGGAUGAAGCAUCCAAUUCCACAGGGGUCUCAUAA